GGAGUACAUACGGGUAUGGGAUGACCUAGGCCGCGAGCGGCCGAGCUAACUUCUCGUCCGUCGUGGUAUGUGGUCUUCACUGUGGCCUUUCAAAUGGCCAAGGAGAUAAAAAAAAAAAACCAGACAUAUCGGUCAACACUCCGAUUAAUAUCCAAGGUCUUCCAACCUCUUUCGAUUCUCCAUCCCCGUGAAGCCCAUCUACAAACCUCCUGUGCUCCUCGACUCAACAUGCGGUGGUCUCUGGUAGCCUUGUGGCCCUUGCCGUCUCUCUGUCUUUUCCUCCUCGUCGGGGCCUGCCCGCAGGAAAGACAUGCCGCCUAUGAUGUCGAUCCAGGCAACUCUACCAAAGCCCUCUUCCGCAGGGUUCGAACCGGCCCAGGUGGUGGCACUGAUGGCAGUACGGUAACGACUUCACAAGUCUUCUUGAUAGACUCCGGCGACGGAGGCUGCGCCAGCCAAGAGGCACUGCUCGACGGAUGGCUAAACGAGGCAACGGAGCUCCAUGAUGCGAUCACGACAGCGUACGCAGACUACCAAACCAAUCUCGGAGCGAGGAUUCUCUGGUUCACCUUCUUCGGAAUCAUGCCCGGGCCCGACAACUCGGUGGACCUGAAUCGUCAAGAUACCGCCAAUGCAUGGGCGAAUAUUGGAGACCACCUCUCGCGCGUCACCCAGUUCCUCUCCGGAAGUGGCCUGAGAGACCCCCAGAUAUCGGGAGAAAAUCCUCGCUUGUUCUGCUCGGGCGACGCGGGCAUUCCUCAGGACUGGGGUCAGCCCAUCAAGGACAAGAAUGGAAACGAAGUCGUCAGCGAAAAAGACCCCGAUACUGGGCUACCGGUCGCGUACCUGACGCUCAAUGAGGCAUUCCUGGCAAUCAAGAGGCAGUGGGCAGAUUCGUAUCCCUUUUGGAUGCCCGCGUUCAACGGCUAUGCGUUUGACAACAUGGACCCAACCACGAUGUGCCCCGACAAGGUGAUUGAUGCGGACGGCAAACAGGGAGUCCGCGCCGCCUCAACCACGAAGCCAUGGCCGUUGAAACACGUGGACAAGGACGAUAUAGAAUUCGACUUGGGCCAAAGCAACAGGAUCGUCAUACUUUGCCCACGGGCGUUCUCCCCGCAGGUCUUGCAUUCCGCUCCAUCCCUUGCACAGGCCGUCUCGGCAGACAGGUACCCCGCGGCCGGCUCGUCAGAUGAAUCCAUAUAUCUCGACAGACUAGUGCCUCAGAGCGCUACCUUGUACCACGAGAUCUACCAUCUGACCGACAACUCUAACACACCUGAUACUGCUUACUCCCUAGAUAAGAUCAUUGCAGCCGGCUGCGCCGCAGGAGCUGCACUAGCGACCACCUCCCACAACCCGGAGUCAUUCAUUUACAUGGCGAUGGCGGCGUAUAUGCUUCUGAAUGCACCCGAGGGCAAAACCCCCGUCAUGUACAAUGGUGCGGCCCCAAUGGCUGCUCCUCCCAGGUAAAGUCAGAACAUCGCGCUUCAGGUUUGGGGCUAUGUUGGGGGCCUUGGUUGUCAGUCAGUUGGUGCAUCUUUAUUUAGGGGGCCUUCCAAGUUUUCAAUUCGGACAAUCGUUUCUCCGGGUGGCUUGGAGACCUGAAACAUGGAUAAAUGUGGUUAGGUAGUGUGAAUGGAGCACGUUGAUGGGGUCAGAGUCUCCCAC
This is a messenger RNA of Phialemonium atrogriseum, 1671 nucleotides long. RefSeq lists its product as uncharacterized. NCBI's taxonomy places the organism in Eukaryota, Fungi, Ascomycota, Sordariomycetes, Cephalothecales, Cephalothecaceae. The coding region runs from base 94 to 1473 and encodes 459 amino acids. The transcript has 3 exons. The record is from RefSeq and is a predicted model, not a curated record. Gene Ontology annotation, molecular function: metallopeptidase activity.